Copidosoma floridanum is the source of this 2111-nucleotide messenger RNA. RefSeq lists its product as uncharacterized. The record is from RefSeq and is a predicted model, not a curated record. Lineage: Eukaryota; Metazoa; Arthropoda; Insecta; Hymenoptera; Encyrtidae.
CCUGUUUCCAACGACUGGACACCCUCGAGCAUGAGGUUGCGCCCCGGAUGGCCGGCCGCUUUAGCGUUACCGCUACUGCAGGUCGUGCUAGUGGCGAGCAAGGCAUUGGACCAGAAGCAGCUGCUACCGAUACAACAACAGCAACAACAGAUCCCAGUUAACGCGCAAGCAGCUCAGAAACGAGUGGGAUACGGAGGAGGAGGAGGUGACUUCGGGGGUGGCGGUGGUGGCUUCGGGGGUGGAGGCUACGACGGUGGUGGCCACGGAGGUGGCAUCAGCGACUUUGGAGGUGGCGACCACCACGGAGGUGGAGGAGGAGGAGGUGGCUUCGGCGGUGGAGGUGGGGGAGGCUACGGAGGCGGCGACGACCAUCACGGGGGUGGCGGUGGUGGAGGCUUCGGAGCCAGUAACUUCGGGGGUGGUUUCGGGGGUGGAGGUGACCUCGGGGGUGGGGGCUACGGAGCCGGUGACGACCAUCACGGGGGUGGAGGAGGCGGCGGCUUUGGGGGUGGUGGUGGCUACGGAGGCGGUGGCGAUCACCACGGAGGUGGUGGAGGAGGCGGCGGUAUAAGCGACUUUGGAGGUGGUGACCAUCAUGGAGGCGGUGGUGGAGGCGAUUUCGGGGGCGGCCAUGGAGGUGGUGGCAGCGACUUUGGUGGCUAUCCUCCAUCCGGGGUACCUGACGGAGGCGGUGGCCACGACUUUGGCGGCUACGGAGGUGGUGGUGGCGGCGGCGGUGAUGAGCAUCAUGACCACCAUCACGAGAAAGGAUACUGGAAGAAGAAGCUGAUAUGGAAGCCCGGCUGGAAGAAGGUCUGGAAGUCGGCCAAGAAGCAGAUCUGGAAGCCCGCCUGGAAGAAGAUUUGGAAGCCCGAGUGGGUGCCAUCGAAGAAAGCCAUCUGGAAGGACAUACAAGUGCCAGCCUGGAAAAAAGUGUGGAAGCCAGUGUGGAAGGAGAUAAAGGUCCCGGCUUGGAAGGAAAUCCAAGUGCCGGCCUGGAAGAAGGUGUACAAGCCGAUCUGGGUGCCGACGAAGGUCCCCGCUUGGAAGGACAUCCAAGUGCCCGACUGGAAAAAGGUGUACAAACCGAUCUGGGUGCCUAUAAAGGUGGCCGCCUGGAAGGAGAUCCAGGUGCCCGCGUGGAAGAAGAUCUGGAUCCCCGAGUGGAUAAAGGUCGGCAUACCGGGCGAGAAGCACCUCGGGACCGACGACCACGGCUGGGAGUACACCAGCCACGAUCUCUGGAAGAAGAAACUGAUCUGGAAGCCCCUGUGGAAGAAAAUCUGGAAGCCCGCGAAGAAACAGAUUUGGGUCGAAGACAAGAAGCUCGAGUGGAAGGAGGAGUGGAAGCAGAUAUGGAAGCCCGCGAAGAAGCAAAUCUGGGUGGAGGACAAGAAGCUGGCCUGGAAGGAGGAGUGGAAGCAAAUCUGGAAACCCGCGAAGAAGCAGAUCUGGGUGCCGGACAAGAAGCUCGAGUGGAAGGAGGACUGGAAGCAAAUAUGGAAGACGGAGCAGAAGCAGGAGUGGGUCGAGGACAAGAAGCUGGUGUGGAAGGAGGCGUGGAAGGAGAUACAGGUGCCGGACUGGAAGGAGAUCUGGCUGCCCGAUUGGAAGAAGAUCUGGAAGCCGGUCUGGAUAUCCGAGUGGUUCCCCAUCGACGACCACCACGAGGCUCACCACGACAGCGGCUGGAAGGACCGCAAGGACACGAGCGCUCAAUCGUCCCAGGUACAACCCGUUGCAGUUGCCGCCCAACAGAAACUACCCUCGGCACAGCAGACUCAGGCUGUCCAACCGGUCAGGUGGGACAGGUCGUUCCAGGCCUCGGCCGUGGCCGGGUCGGUGUCGGCGGUGGCGGCCUCUGCAGCAGCCCUACCCUCGAUAACCCAAGACCUCGUGCCACCGCCGCUCAACCAGCCGGCCGGCCAGCGCUUCAGUUUCCCCAGUCGUUAACUCCCCGCUAAAUAAGUACGACGAACCACUUAUUGCCUACUUAUUAUUCCUGCCGAUGGACGUCCGAGAGUCGCUGUAAUUCAUAACACCGCUGUUAUUCUAGGUAUGUACGCGACCGACGGAGUUUGUACAAAAUUAUCAUCGAGAUCUGUAUUCCU